Messenger RNA from Closterium sp. NIES-65, 6762 nucleotides. The record is from the annotation of a GenBank genome assembly. Lineage: Eukaryota; Viridiplantae; Streptophyta; Zygnematophyceae; Desmidiales; Closteriaceae.
AUGAUCAGAGACGGGAGGCUAGCGGCAGCUGUGGCUGCGGCUAAGGCGGCAGCAGCUGAGAAGGAAGCAGCGGCAGAGAGAGCAGCAGCGGCAGAGAGAACAGCAUCGGGAGAGGAAGAGAGAACAGCAAAAGCAAGUGAAACGACGGCACAGGUCCCACCAGGAUACACCGGUGCUGCAAAUUCUAUUGCCUCUGCUGACGCAGCAGGACUGGUUAGCGAUGGACGGUUGGCGGCAGCUGUGGCGGCUGCAAAAGCAGCAGAAGCAGCCACAGCGGAGAGAGCAGCAGCAGGGGGAGAAGCAAACGAGCCGGCACAGGGAGGCCUAGGCGCCACCGGCGGUGCAGAUUUAUUGGCUUCUGCUGGAGCAGCAGGUGUUAUCAGAGAUGGACGGCUGGUGGCGGCUGUGCCUUCAGAUGGACGGUUGGCAGCAGCCGUGGCUUCUGCAAAAGCAGCAGCAGAAAUGGAGAGAGCCGUGAAAGAAGCAGCAGAGCGGAUUGGAGAUCCCAAUGCUGCUGCGGGUACCACUGCGUCUGGUGGUGCGGUGACUCCGUUGACCACGUUGACCAGCCAGGGGGCUGAAAGCAGGGCGAACAUUGGGCAAGGGAGGGCUGUGGCAGGGGAGGGGAGGACCGCGUCGCUUACGAGGUUAGAGGCGAGAAGGUACAGCGGUAGAGAGGGUGAACGAGGGGUGGAGCGUGGUGGAGAGGGGCGGAGGCGGACACGGAGCAACGUAUCUCUGAUGGACACAGGGGUGCUGCGGCUGGAGGAGGAGGUAGAGAGGGAGCUGGCGAGGCAGGAGAAGCUGGUGGAGCUGAUUGCUGUGGCAGGCGCUGACAUGCCCACGCUGCCCGUGCAGGAGGAGCAGGACCGGGCAGAGCGGCAGCUUCAUAGAGACGUGCAUCACUGGGGGGACGAGGUGGCGCAGACACGCAAGCUGCUGCUGGAGCUGACGGUAGAGAGGGUGAACCUGGAGCGGGCGCUGGAGCAGGUGCACUGGGCCGUGGGGUCUCCUGGUGCUGUGCGCGCUGUUCACACUGCACAAAUGCAACUGCUGCAGUUGACUGCGCAGAGAGAGGUUCUCAAGGAGCUGAUUCAGAACGAGAAGAAGGAGAAUGAGAAGGUGGAAGAGUUUCUGGACCAGAUCCUGAGUGACCCUGCGGUAGAUACCACCUCCCCCGAAUUCGCCUCCCUCAUCAAGGACCUUAUCCACACGCUCAGCACCAGCCCCCCUGUUCUCCCAGCUGCCACUGCUGCCAUUGGCGCCGCCUCUGCUGCUGCUUUUGCUGCCUUUGCCACUGCUUCGGCUGCUGCCGGGAGUGCGGGCGGCGGGGGAAUAGGAGGGGUAGGGAGAGGAGGAGGUGGAGUAGGAGGAGGAGGUGGGGGGGAAUUGCACUCUGCUUCUGUUGCCCCCUCUGGUAGUGGCGGUGCUGCUUCUCGGGCGUCUAUCCUGGGGCAUAGCUAUUCUACCCUGAGUGCUAAUACCCAGGUGCAUCGGCUGAAGGACCUUAUAAAGGAUGUGACUGAUUUGAAGGGGGCGAGAGAGGGGGGGAGGCGAAGGAGAGGGGGGAGCGGGUCGUGGGAGGAGAUUGGGAAGAGGCUAGAGGCAGAAGGGGGGGGAGGGGGAGGGGGAGGGGGAGGGGAGAGCAUGGGGAGUGUGGACUGGCAGGGGCGAACGGGGUUAGAGGAUGGGAGCGAGGGUCAUACAAUGGGGGGAGGAGGCAAAGGAGGAGGCGCAAGUGGGGGCGCAGGGGGGAAGUCCCGUCUGAAAGUGCUUCAGAAGCUGAAGAAAAAGGUGAGCGGGGCAGGCGUGGGGCCGUGGGGAGGAGAGGGGGGAGCUGGAGGCGCAGGGGGAGGCGGAGGGGGCGGCGGAGGGGGAGAGGAGGCGGGAGAUGGGGAUGAGAUGCAUGGAUAUCUGCCUGGUGGAGGGGUGGUGUCGCCAAGAGGGGGAGAGGGAGGGGGUUCAGCUUGGGGUGGGAAAGCGGGAGCACAUCUUAGGACUGGCAGCAGUGGUGAUCCUGGUGCUGUGACCGGUAUUGGGUUUAGUGUUGGUGCUAGUGGCGCUGCUGCUGGUGCUGCUGCUGGUGCUGCUGGUGGGGCUGGGAACAGCAGUGGUCACCCAGGUGCUGGUUACCCGGUUACCAGCAGCACCAAGCCUUUGAGUAGGGGCAUGUCUCCGUUUAGGAACCUGGGCCGGUAUUUAUCGUCCACUGAAGCAGACCUUAAAGCCCUGGCUGAUGGUGCAGUGGGGAAAACCGGGGUUAGGAUGGUGCGUGGGCGGCGUGUUUCGGAUGUGCCCUUGCAGUCGGACCGAGAUAUCAGCAGCAGCAGCACUCACAGCAGGAAAAAGGUUCCGAGCUACCCUGGCAGAGGGGAGGUGGAAGAUGACAAGGAAGGGGGGAUGAGAAGAGGGGAAGGAAGAGACGGAAGAGGAGGAAGAGAGGGAGAGUUGGCUGAGGAAGAGGACGACUCCUUGCUGCCUCAAGCUAUAAGGGCCGCCACUCAGCCAACCCUCAAGCGCUCCUUGGCUCGCCGCGCAUCCGACACGAGACAGGACCUCAAUAACCUGGAUUUUCCUGUGCCAGGGCUUGCUGACCUGCCUCCCUACGCUGCUGCUGAGCUUGCUGAGCUUUCCAGUGGUGCGAGUGGGAGUGAGUCUCUUGUGCGAGCCCAUACAGGAAAGGAUCGGGGCAGGUCUGCGGUGGUAUCAGGGCUUGCAGCAUUGGAUUUUAAGCUUGGAGCUGCUGGGGGGAAGGGAAGGGAGGGAGGUGAAGGGGGGGAGGGAGUGAAGGGGCAGGUGGGAGGGGAAGGAAGGCAGGAGAGAAGGGCGGGAAGGCGAGAAGGAGGUGAUUCCGUCUUACAGGGAGAGGAGGGAGAGGAAAGCGAGGAGGGAGAGGAGGGAGAGGAGGGAGAGGAGGGGGACGAGGGUGAGCAAGAGGAGGAAGAGCGGGGAGAGGGUGAGGAGGAGGAGGAAGAAGAGGAAGUGAUGGAGAACAUAGCACAUGGCGCAUGCUCUCCUGGGGUGUUCUCUCGGUUCAACCGCAGCACCUCUGCCAUCCACCGCACUGCCUUCCCUGCUGCUAACACUCACGCUCCUCCUAGUGCCGACCAUGUGCGAGCGCAUGGGCAUGAGGUGAAUUGGAAAGAGGGACCUGAGGGGGUUACUCCGAGGCAGAGGAGUGGCGGCGAUGCUGCUGCUGCUGCUGCUGCUGCUGCUGUUGCUGUUGCUGUUGCGCUCAGGUCCCGCUCCAUGCGUGAGGGUUCAAAGGGCUUUGAGGGUUUCGACCGGGCAGGGGAAUCAUCAAAGUACCAGGAUGGAUCGAUGGGUUCGUCUGACGCAGGUCAGGGCAUCACCCUUGCUCCGACCUCCCUCGUGCCCUCCAUGCUGCUUGCAAGCAGCAAGAGCCCUGAGCGCAUGCGCCCCUCUCUCUCUUUCCGCCGAGCAAAAACUCCCGAGAGACACCAUUCGUACAGCCCUACUACUCACUCCUUCUCCCCUUCCUCCUCCUCGUCCUCCUCCCGCCCUCGCUCCCCUCUGGGUAAGAUGCUGUCGUUUGCGGUCCGGCAUGCUCCGGGCAUACACGCUGGUUAUGCUCGGAACAAUUCCGAACCUGGUGGUGUUGCAGCCGGAUUCGUUCGGAACAAUUCCGAACCUGGUGAUGAGGCUCAGGAUGGCUUGUUCAGUGACCGAGCCAGGUCUGGCCUGUCCGAUGGUUCGGAGAAUGUUUUCGGCUGGGGAGGGCAGGGAGGUUCGGUGAGUUUCAGAAUAGAGGAUCAAGACGAGAGGGAAGGGGAGCAGAGAGGGCCGUUAUUUACUGGAAGAGAGGACAAGGGAACUGGAGAAGCCUCCAAGGAUCAGGACGGAAGCUGCAGGGCGGAACAGCCUAAUGUGCUUGUAUUAGAUGAUGACUAUACAGGGGAGGAAGGAGGCACAAGCCCCACUGAUGAAAAUGCAGCAGAUCUUGCUGGAGAUUCUCAAUCUGCCGCAGACCAUCGGAAGUUCCAGGCCGUUGGAUCUUUCUCCGAGAUGGUGCUGGGGGGACUGGAAGGGAGGGUAGGGGAGGGAGAGGACGGAUGGGCAAAGGCAAGGGGUGCAAAUCAGCAGGAGAUUCGGGAGGAGGAUGGAGAAUGCGAUGAGGGGGAGGGGGGGGGCGUACACCUGCGGGGGCAGGAGGAAAACAUCUUUGGGUCGACUCAAGAUGGGAUGGCGUGUGAGGGGAAAGAGGAAGGGAAAGGAGAGGGGGAAGGGGAUGGCGAGAUGGAUGUAGAAGCUUUUGUUAAAGGAGAGAGUGAGGGCAGGGUGGGGUGGGAAGUGGGUGGUCGUGGAGAGGUAAUGGAGGAGGAGGAAUUUUCUAUUACGAGCGCUCUGCAGCAGCAGGAGCAGCAGCAGCAGCAGCAGUAUCUAUCAGCAAUGCUAGAAAACCUGAUCGCUGCAACCGAGGCAGAGCUUGCAGGCAAAGGAAAGAAGGAGCAGGGGAAGAAGAGCAAGGAAGGGAAGGAGAAGAAGAGUCGAGGAUUCUCCAAGCGAGGCAACAAGGAAGCUAAGGCGAGUAGCGGCGGCGGCAGCGGCGGUGGGUCUGGAUUUGAUUUCAGCUUGCUUGGAGGAUCUGUAGCUGGGGGGCCUUCUGGGGGUGGAAUGGCAGGAAGUGAUAGUGUGUGUGGUAGCAUUGGAAUUGGUGCAGCAGCAGGUUCGGCUCCGCCACGCUCUCAGCAACACCCCAAGCCCCCGCUUGGUUCGGCGCCAGGCUCGGGAGCAGCCUCGGCAGCAGCCGAACCUGGCAGCGGUGCGGCAGCGCCCAGCAGCAAUGUGUUUGUGAAGAUCGACUCGCCGGAGCAGUGGACGUCUGCUGACGUGGCAGGCUUGCGUUCGUCAUCAGGCAUGGAUUUGCCAAGCCUUUCCGGACCUGCUGCCGAGCCUAUGUCCGGGCCCGAGCUGCUAAGCCCAAGGAGGACGAAGAGCGUAGGCUCGGUAAAGGAGAAGGGGGUGGGCCUAGCUUCAGAGUUCGAUGUGGGGUCUGGUUCGGGACUGAUAGCCCCCAUUGCCAUGGGAACUACUUGUUUACGGGCAGAUGAAGGGGCAGAUCGGGCAGAGUCCUCCUCUCGCAAAUCCUUCCGGAAAUCCCUGGCCAAGUCCAUCAACCAUCUCCAAAAAACCAUCAAAAACACCUCCUCCUCCACUCGCCUCUCCUCUCUCCCUGCCACCGACUCGGCCCCCCUCUCUCUCGAGCUAGACGACUACCGAUCCCGCCCAUGUGCACUCUCAGAGGAGAUGCUGAAAUCCAUUGCGACCAUCUACCUGCACCAUGCACACCCGGCUGUGUGGGGGCUGGGGGAGGGGCAGAAACGCGCUGCCGCCCUCCUGCUCGCGUCAGAGGAGGCCCGUGCCACGUCGGAUUCAGCCCGUGCCACGUCGGAUUCAGCCCGUGUCAUGUCGGAUUCGGUCCGUGCCACGUCAGACGAGGCCCGUGGUGUGUUGGAGCAGGAGCGGGCGGGAGGGGGGGAGGAGGCGGCCAGUGGAAGAGGAGGGCCGAGUAAGGCGAAGGAGGGAGCAGAGGGAGGAGAGAAAGGAGGUAGAGGCGAGAGAUUUGGUGAUGGUGAUGAUAGCGACUCAGGCUCUAAGUCCCGGAGGGGCCUGGCUCUAGCCUCUGCUACAGCCAAGUCUGCUACAGCCAAAGCGCCCCAGUGGCUGCGGUCGGCGUUUCCCGGGGGCAAGCAGGGAGGUGGAGGGGCAGCGGACGAGAGAGGGUGGGAGGGGAUGGAAGAACCAGGUAUACCUGAGGCGGGUUCAUCUGCUGCUGCUUCUGGCGCUACUGUAGCAGACACAGGAGCAGCAGCCGCAGCGGCAUCUGUUCCAGAAGCAGGGUUUGCGGGGGAUAGACAACCGGAAGGGGUUUUUGAGGCUAACCAGAAGAGGCCGGACGGGUUUGUGGAUCCGUAUGGGGCGUUGGAGGGGCAUCCCUCCCUGCCGGUGGUGGGGGCGUACAGCAGUGCCAUGGAGGUCACUGCUGUGCCUCCUCCUGAAUCAUUCACCAGUGCUGAUGUCUUCCUGUUGUGCCGUUACCGGAUGCUAGCGGAGCAGUUGGACGAUGUGAGCCCGGCUCUGCUCUCAGAGGACGAGCGGCUGGCCUUCUGGAUCAACCUGCACAACGCACUGCUGCUGCACACGUUCCUAGUGGAUGGAUACCCCACAACACAUGCCAAGCGCAUCGCGCUGCUAAAUCAGGCCACGUUCACCAUUCGGGGCACGGCCAUCAACGCAUUUGAAAUCGAGUUCUCCAUUCUCCGAGCACAAUCUUUCCACUCCUCUCUGGCCACGGCUCUCAAGGUCCGUCCCUUCCCUCCAAGCGACCACCGCUCCUCCUGGGCCAUGCAGUCGCCCCACCCCAGCGUCUCCUUUGCCCUCUGCUCUGGCACCUUCUCUGCUCCCCUGCUGAAAGUGUUCUCACCGCGUACAGUCAGGGCAGAGCUGGAGGAGGCAAGAGAGGGGUUCCUUGAGCUGGCAGUGGGACUCAGUCGAGACAACCGCCUCGUUCUCCCCAAAAUACUUGCCUGGUACUGCCCGGAUUUUGCUGAUUCUUUUCCAUCCUUGCUUGAGUGGGUGUUGCACCAGCUCUCCCCUGCGCCACGGUUGGCACUGGCAAGAUGGGUUGCUCUUAGAGGCAAUCCCACAUUCGCACAAUGUGUCGAGGUGGCGCCAUUUGAUUGGUCGAUCCGGUAUCUUCUUGACCCCAAAUCGCUCACAUUGAACACAGAUGGCUUGUAA